ACGGGAGCGCGCUUCGUGAUCUGUAGGCGGGAGCCGUUGACGUCCACGUGCUGAAGGGCGGGGCUAAGACGUCGAGCCACUGACCCUGGCGCCUCCGCCCGCCCAGGGCUCCUGCCCCCCUUCAUUCGGGGGGCUCACACCGGCCCCCGAGUGGGAGGUUGGGUUCCCCCCCCCCGGCAGGGCUAAGAGGAUUUUGCCCCGGGGUUUUCGAGGAGACCGUGACAUUCCCCUAGUGGCCAGGCGCGCUCCCGGACCCGCCCGCGGAGCAGCCUGGAGGCCUGCGGGCUCCCGAGAGCUGGGGCGGGCUCCCCUCAGCCGGUGGCUCGGGGCCGGUGGCCUCCGCCCAGCGAUUCCUUAUGGGCAGCGUGCGCUGGGCCUUCCCCUGCGCCGCCUGGGCCCCGCGCCGGGAUGAGUGGCUGCUGGCCGCCCGCCUGGUGCAGCCCGAGGAGAAGGACCGCGUCCGCCAGUUCGCCUUUGCCCGGGAUGCCAAGGCUGCCAUGGCUGGUCGUCUGCUGAUAAGAAAAUUAAUUGCAGAAAAACUGUGUAUACCUUGGAAUGAAAUACAUUUGCAAAGGACAUCUAAAGGAAAACCCUUCCUGGUGAACGACAUACUCGGUAGCCAUCCCAGUUUCAAUUUUAAUAUCUCUCAUCAAGGGGAUUAUGCAGUUCUUGCAGCUGAGCCUGAGCUUCAAGUUGGCAUUGAUAUAAUGAAGACUAAUUUGCCAGGGAGUGGUUCAAUUCCAGAUUUCUUUCGCAUUAUGAAACGACAGUUUACAGAGGCAGAGUGGAGGGCAAUCAAGUCCAUAAAUAACGAAUGGAUUCAACUAGAUAUGUUUUAUAGGCACUGGGCACUAAAGGAAAGCUUUAUAAAGGCCAUUGGGAUUGGAAUAGGCUUUAACCUGCAAAGGAUUGAAUUUAAUGCCUCCCCAUUGCAGCUGGAGGUAGGAAAUGUUUACAAGGAGACAAAAAUGUUGUUGGAUGGAGACAAGGAAGAAGGGUGGACUUUUGAGGAAACCCGGUUGGAUGAUCUCCAUCAUGUUGCAGUAGCUCUGGGGAAACCAGAAGUAUUUGUACAGAAGGAUUCUAACGUUCUUCCUAAAGACCUGACCCAGCCACAAUUCCAGGUAUUGACUUUUGAUGAUUUAGUUGCCGCUGGUGUUCCUAUAGCACCUGAAGACCCUACAUACUGGGAUAACUUUUGUUUCAAACAGGAGUGCCCAGCACGCCAGAGUACUCAUUCAAGAUAAGACUGCGUUUCCAAGAAAAGAAACUGAAAUCUUUCAAAGACCACACAUUGUUAGUCUGCGAAGCUUAAUUUGAGUGUGUGUAUCCAUUUCCCCUUUUAGACCAAGAUUUGGUUUCCCAGCCUCACAAACCUGCCACCUUUUACCCCCUUUCCCAUAUGCUGAGAUCAUGUCAGGCUAAAGAAACUGUGAAGUAAAAGAUCUAAAUUGACCCUGCACCUUUUUUUCAUUGUGUAAUUUGCCUCUAUGAUUCUCAUAUCUCUAUGAUUACUCACUGCCAAUAGCAGUGAACAGAGCUGCAUUAAUGCUGCUCUUGAUGAGGAACAAGUAUUUAAUAUUUAAAGAAAAUGUGUUUUCAUAAUUUCUGCUGAUGUUUAAGUGAUAUUAUUUUGCCUCUCUCUCAUGAAAUCAUAAUUUUAUUCCAAAGUAGCUGGGCAAAGCCAAAGUAAAACAGUUGGUUAAUGAUGAUGGUACUAUUACUUCAUAGCAAAAGUUCUAUGUAAAAUUAUCAAACUUAUUUGAAGUUAAUGGAUCUACAGCUGUGUAAAACCAGUUUGAGAGUGUUCUAAGUCCUGGGCUUUUGGUGAGGUAUGUCACACACAGUCAGCCGCCUCCUCAGAAUUAUCUGUACUGAUGAAUCUCUCCACUAAUAGUAUAUAGUUUGCCUCUCCUUUAGAUAUCUCAUUCCUCAGAAGUGGAUACAUGCCCUGCAGUAGUUCUGCGUUUCUGGACCCAUAUUUGCAUCUAUGUUCUCUUUAUUUCUGGGGACUGCUAUUUUUUAAAUACAUAAGCAGUGUGUGCCCUUUUCCAAGCAGGGCUGCAGACCUGGAGCUGGGGGAUGUAGAGUAUUGCAUUGCCAUAUAGACUUCAGGGAGACUUGGGAGAGAGCAAUAGGUGCUGGAAGACAAUUUCAGACUAUUUGUCUUGUCCUUUCCAAAGAAUACUUUUUCCCUUUGUGUAUCCUCCUUUUUAAUCUAUGAAGUGUGGAUAUUUGAGGUCAUUUGAAAGGUGCAGGGAAUGGAUACUGACCAGAAUCAUUACUUCAGAAUAAAAGGCUCAAUUCUCUUCCAAUUGUAGUCAAACAAAAUUCAUGUUGACUUCAGUGAGAGUAGGAUUGUGCCCAAAUUGGCUGUUGCCCUGCAUUCUGAUUGGGUGAAGGCCUGCUUGUAUUAUAACCUUUAAACUUGCACCUCUGAUAUAGGAUUUGAGGCAGAAAGGAAAUGGGUUUUAUGGUCUUACAGAAGCUCCCAUGCUGCUGAUGUGGAUAAUCACUUCUUCACGCUCAAAUAAUACCUGUUAAAAUUAUCCUUUUGCCCGCUUUUACAGCAUACUUUUUAAUUGAGCCAUUAAUUAAUAAAUAAUUACAUAAUUCUCUCUCAGUCAUUACAGCUUUACCCUGUAGGUAGGAGUGAAUCUGAAAAUUAAGAAUUUGUAGUACUGAAAGUGUAAUGAUCUUGGGUUAGGAGUCCCCCAGGGGCCAAGGUUAUUCUGUUUAAAGUCAAGGGAAAUUUCUUAAUGGAGAAAACCAGCACUAAGUCCAUUAUACCCUGCUGAUUAUAAAAUUUUAAUUUUAUUUGCUAAAAUAAUAGCUGUAAUAAGGAUUUGUUGAUAGAUGCUUUUUUCCAGACUACAAUAGAUGUUUAAAAAUAAUCCUGUUUAUUAGUUGUUGGUCUUAAUUGUCACUGCUGCUGGUGUUUCAGACCAAACUGAGAAUCCAGUGCUUUUUAUCAGUCCGCACUGCAAACACUAAGCCCCAUUGGCAAGUGCAUAAUAAAUUUUAUCAUCUGCAGUGAAAUAAUUCGCACUGUUGUAGGUGAUCACAUUUAGGCAUGGGAGUUAAUCCUGAUAACACCUCUUUUGGCUGGCUAAUAACUAAUAAGGUUGUCCAUUUUCAAGGCUGUAUCUGUAACAAGAAAGUUUAGAAACUUAAGGGUUGGUACUCCUCCAAACUCUCCCACCACUCACCCCCCAAAAAAGCAUUGAUUAUGAAAGACCAGGCAGAAUCACUAGGAAGACUCCAAAUCCUCACAAUACACAGAUUUCCUUUACAGUUGAAUUUCUGUUGCUCUGGGUAAAAAAACAGGAUUAAUCUAACUUUUGCAAAUUUUAUCAAGCAGUAAUGGUAAGAGAUAGUGUUGGCUUGUGGAAACUCAGAUGAGUCAUAUGUAUCUACAAUUUCAGAUCUUAGCACUACUGAUAGAAUUAUUUUACAUUCAUAUGCACCAAAAAGGAGCAAUCAUAAGGGUAUAAGAGUUUCACAUGUCUAUACACUAAGAUCUUGUAAUACCCUGGGUAUGUGAACAAUUAUUCUCACAAUCAUCAGAAUUGCUUUCUGAGCAUAUACUACUGCUGUAAAUAAUUAUUUAGAAAAUAAACUGAAUCUCUUCUUUAAACAGUGUUAUGCAUAACAGUGUUAUGCUAGACAAAUUGGAGGAUUGGGCCAAAAGAAAUCUGAUGAGGUUCAAUAAGGAUAAGUGCAGGGUCCUGCACUUAGGAUGGAAGAAUCCAAUGCACCGCUACAGACUAGGGACCGAAUGGCUAGGCAGCAGUUCUGCGGAAAAGGACCUAGGGGUGACAGUGGACGAGAAGCUGGAUAUGAGUCAGCAGUGUGCCCUUGUUGCCAAGAAGGCCAAUGGCAUUUUGGGAUGUAUAAGUAGGGGCAUAGCGAGCAGAUCGAGGGACGUGAUCGUUCCCCUCUAUUCGACAUUGGUGAGGCCUCAUCUGGAGUACUGUGUCCAGUUUUGGGCCCACACUACAAGAAGGAUGUGGAUAAAUUGGAGAGAGUCCAGCGAAGGGCAACAAAAAUGAUUAGGGGUCUAGAACACAUGACUUAUGAGGAGAGGCUGAGGGAGAUGGGAUUGUUUAGCCUGCAGAAGAGAAGAAUGAGGUGGGAUUUGAUAGCUGCUUUCAACUACCUGAAAGGGGGUUCCAAAGAGGAUGGCUCUACACUGUUCUCAAUGGUAGCAGAUGACAGAACGAGGAGUAAUGGUCUCAAGUUGCAGUGGGGGAGGUUUAGAUUGGAUAUUAGGAAAAACUUUUUCACUAAGAGGGUGGUGAAACACUGGAAUGCGUUACCUAGGGAGGUGGUAGAAUCUCCUUCCUUAGAGGUUUUUAAGGUCAGGCUUGACAAAGCCCUGGCUGGGAUGAUUUAACUGGGAAUUGGUCCUGCUUCGAGCAGGGGGUUGGACUAGAUGACCUUCAGGGGUCCCUUCCAACCCUGAUAUUCUAUGAUUCUAUGUGGAGCACACAUUAAAAUCAACAUUAUGGUCAUGUAUAGAAGAGUUAGUGUAAUUGAAUAUCCAAGGUGAAAUCCUUAAUAUUGCUGUAAAUGAUCUAUCUAUUUAAUGCUUUAGGGCUAGAUUUUUUAACUUCGUUCUUUACAGAAAUACCAUGGUACAAAUUGUCAUAAAUGUGUUUAACUUUGGCAUAUGUCUGUGGUUUUAAAGUGUCUUAUGUAAAGAUUAUAGUUUAGUGACAGAAAUACUUUUAAGACACUUUGCAUCUGUGUGAAAAGAGCGUUAUGUUGUCAUUUGACAUGAGUAUAUGGCUGUACGAAGUAGGUCAUAUGACUCAAGCAGGCUUACGCUAUCAAGAUUUAUCUUCUUACUAUAUUACAGAAGCAAAUGGGCUGAAAUAAUGAACACGUUAGCUAAAGCUAACGUUGGUUUUCAGUUUUUCAAAAAAAAAAGGUGUAAAGCACUGAUAUGUUCACAGCUAACCACAUUAACAAAUCAACAUAAAAAAGAUGUUGCUAGAAAGACCUGGAUAUGAAAAAGAAAUAAGCUAGAAAUGAGGCUACAAAUAUGCACAUGAGCAUCAUCUCUCUUGGAAAAACUACCUGUUGGAUGAUGCUUCCCAGCUUUAGUGACCAUGCACAACUCUGUUUACUUUGAUGGUGUUUGUUCAUGUUGUUUUUUAGUUUGUAACAUCCUUGGGGAAGUAAUCAUGUUUUUGGCAUAUGUCAUGCACAUUCUGUACAAAGUUUUAAUAUCCAAAUAUUGUAAAUAUUCUACAUUGUUAUGUACUCUUACAUUAAUGAGAAGUUCUAAGGUUUUUGUUUAUUGAAAUAAAAACUUCUUCUAAAAUUGAA
This is a messenger RNA of Caretta caretta (loggerhead turtle), 5334 nucleotides long. It is a transcript of the gene AASDHPPT, whose product is annotated as aminoadipate-semialdehyde dehydrogenase-phosphopantetheinyl transferase. Gene Ontology annotation, cellular component: cytosol. Gene Ontology annotation, molecular function: holo-[acyl-carrier-protein] synthase activity; magnesium ion binding. The record is from RefSeq and is a predicted model, not a curated record. NCBI's taxonomy places the organism in Eukaryota, Metazoa, Chordata, Testudines, Cheloniidae.